Messenger RNA from Drosophila subobscura, 1006 nucleotides. It is a transcript of the gene thoc7, whose product is annotated as THO complex protein 7. The transcript has 3 exons. Gene Ontology annotation, biological process: mRNA export from nucleus; mRNA processing. NCBI's taxonomy places the organism in Eukaryota, Metazoa, Arthropoda, Insecta, Diptera, Drosophilidae. The record is from RefSeq and is a predicted model, not a curated record. Bases 112 to 936 code for a protein of 274 amino acids. Gene Ontology annotation, cellular component: THO complex part of transcription export complex.
GCUAAAUUUGUGAAAUCACUCUCUCUAUUUUCGAUAGCCUGACAGAUACGGGCACACUUUUUAUUAUACAUCGAUAGAUUCUUUUUCGACAGCAGCCGGUGCGGUGUAGAAAUGAACGACGAGGAAAUUAUAAAGCAGCGACUGCUUAUUGAUGGCGACGGUACUGGAGAGGACCGACGCUUGAAUGUGCUACUUAAGCAGUUUCUCAAAUAUGCAAACUCCAAAAAUGACUCGCCGGAAACUAGCCAAAUUAUGUAUGACCGGCUGAUGGCUCAGUUUGCCCAGUGCAAGCUGACAGCGUUGAAGAAUGUGCAGACUCUUCAAAUGAUCAAAGAGGAACGCGAGAACUACAGCAAGCUGGUGGAACAGCAUGAGGAGAGCAUUGAACUGGCCAAGGAGGAGAUUGAAGCGAGUAAGAAGGAGCUAGUGACAGCUAAGCAAAUUCGUAAAAACAAAAUGGAAUAUGAUUUGUUGGCCUCGCUCAUCGAGCAGCAACCCGAUCGAAACGGCACUCAGAAGCAAAUAGAAAUAAUUAAAAAAGAAAUUGAUGACCUUAUACAGAAGAAACUCAAAAUGGAGCGCAAGUUUCAGAAGCGUCGGAACGAUUUUACUCUUUUGAUGUACAGCAUCCACGAGCUGGAGCAACAAUUAGAGCAGGACAACAGUUCCUCGUCGUCGUCGUCAUCCUCCAGCGAGAGCGAUCCCACAUCACAGCCAGACUUGGACGACAACAAUGGCAUUAUGGAGGUCAGUGACGACGAAGACGAUGAUCUUAAUACUAGCAAUCCUACAAAAUUCGACGGAGUCCGAAGAGAGGUCAAACUACCCUCAGUUUCUACAGAAGACUCAAAAGCCAUGUCUGUGGAAGAGGAUGCUGUUCUCGAACUAAGCAUUGACAAAGAUGAGCAUGAUGUAGACGUUGUGGUUGCCAGUUAGAUGUGUACAUAAGUCGAAUAAUAAUUAAAGAAAAAUGUACAUGCUAGUUGGCUUCGCUUUUCCUAAAGAA